Molecule: messenger RNA, 378 nt
Organism: Fusarium odoratissimum NRRL 54006
Lineage: Eukaryota; Fungi; Ascomycota; Sordariomycetes; Hypocreales; Nectriaceae
Exons: 3
Coding region: 1-378 (125 amino acids)
Source: RefSeq, a predicted model, not a curated record
AUGAAAGAGCACGCCGAAAACCUGGCGCAAGCCUGUGACUUGACUUGGGCUCGCUACGAGACAAUGAGCUCAUCCGAAAGGCUGUCUGAUGCCGAAAGACGGGUUCAGAAAACUGCAAGAAAAUGCCACACUUCUGCUCAAGCACUCCUGGAAGAACUACGCUAUGUGACAGACAAGCAAAAAUUUAACGACUGCAUGGGAGCCGUCGCUUAUGUGGUCAAAUCCAAGUUGCACCGCAAGAAGAUCGAACGGAUAGAGGCGGGGUCCAAAAACGACCAGCAGGAGUUGCAGACAAUUCUGCAAUCUGAGAUUUUCCACUGGCGCUGUUCUAUGCCAGCGGCUGCACGAUUCCCGGAUCCUGGACAGCCCUUUUUGUAG